Messenger RNA from Gossypium raimondii (Peruvian cotton), 851 nucleotides. RefSeq names its product shikimate O-hydroxycinnamoyltransferase. NCBI's taxonomy places the organism in Eukaryota, Viridiplantae, Streptophyta, Magnoliopsida, Malvales, Malvaceae. The record is from RefSeq and is a predicted model, not a curated record. The transcript is spliced from 3 exons. Gene Ontology annotation, molecular function: acyltransferase activity, transferring groups other than amino-acyl groups. The coding region runs from base 183 to 851 and encodes 222 amino acids.
GAUACUUUCAUAAUUAAAUUAUAUAUAGAUCGGGAUUUAAAACCAUUAAUCAAGAAUGGAGAAAUGUCGGCAGUAGUAUAGAUGGCUAGAAAUUGCAAUUCGUGGGUCUAUAAAUUGAUCAAGUCUCCCUUCGUCCCCUUCACAACGUUGUUCUUCCGGCACUGGUUUACACUAUUUAAGAGAUGGAGAUCAGUAUAAAGGAGUCUACCAUUGUUCGUCCAGCUGAAGAACACACUCCCAAAGGAAGUAUAUGGAACUCCAAUUUAGAUCUACUGAUUUCAAGAUACCACGUCUCUACUGUAUACUUUUAUAAGCCAAAUGGUUGUUCUGAUUUCUUCGAUACUGGAAGGGUUAAAGAGGGUUUGAGCAAGGUUCUUGUCCCAUUUUACCCUAUUGCAGGAAGGUUGGGGUAUGAUGAAAAUGGAAGACUUGAGAUAAUAUGCAACGAUGAAGGAGUUCUAUUCGUUGAAGCUGAAACUAGUUCAGUGUUGGAAGAUUUGAUUGGUAAUGGUGAUUUUACUCACAACUCUCACCUAGUUCCUAAAGUCGACUAUUCUGGUGGAAUAUCCUCUUAUCCACUUCUUGUGGUGCAGGUAACAAAGUUCAAAUGCGGUGGUGUUUGUCUGGGAGUUGGGCUUCAACAUACUUUAGGAGAUGGCACAUCGGCUAUUCAUUUCAUCAAUAGUUGGUCUGACACCGUCCGAGGCGUCUCGCCUGCCAUUGCACCAUUCAUUGAUCGAACUCUUCUUCGUGGUCGAGUACCACCAACGCCUAAAUUCCACCAUCUUGAAUAUGAGCCUUCUCCUCCACUGAAGGCUGCUGAAUCUGAUCUUAAGCCAUCCACUGUCUGA